AUGUCGGGUUUCCUGUCCCUGAUGGGGUGGACCUUCCUCCCCGAUCUCGCCACUCGAUUCCUCCAGAGCACAUACUAUGGCAUAACCGUCCGCGCCGGGUCCCCGCGCCCGCAGCCGGGCCAGCCGCGCUUCGCCGAGCACUACCGCCGCAUCUACAUCCUCGUCGUGUGCGCGUACCUCCUCUUCACCAUCUACGAGGCCGACUGGGAGCUGCAGCGGUCGGGCGGCGACUUCUACUCGGUGCUGGGCGUGGCCCCCGACGCCGCCGUCCGCGACAUCAAGAAGCGCUACCGCCAGCUGUCGGCCCUCAUGCACCCGGACAAGCUCAACAACAGGGGCCCCGGCGGCGCCGCCGCCUACGACGCCGACAUGUACGUGCGGGUGCAGACGGCGCACGAGACGCUCAGCGACGAGGUCCGCCGGUUCGCGUACGACCGCCUCGGCCCGGACGUGCUGCGGUGGCGCGAGUGCAGCGUCCCGCGCGACUUUGUCAUGCGCGGCGCCCAGGACGCCCUGGGCUACUACGGCGUCGGCGCCCUGGCCAUCUACGCCCUGCCCAAGCUGGGCUACUUCCAGCAGGGCGUGUACUGGCGCUGGGUCGCCUUCGCCGCGCUGCUCGUCUUCGAGCUGCACACCAUCACGCGCCCCGCGCACCCGUGGUUCCUGACGGCGCUGCUGAACCCGGCCAUCACCCGCGGCCUCAACCCCGUCCUGUCCUUCUGGGCCCCGGGCCUCGUCCACCCGGCCUACCUCCCCUUCCAGGCCGUCGCCCUCGCCCGCAAGCUCAGCAUCACCCUCACCAUCGCCCUCAACCAGGUCGUCCCGUACCUGACGGCCGACACGAAGGGGGGCAGGGUCCAGCUGCAGCGCCGCGGCACCGAGGAGGCCCGCGCCAGGCAGAGCCUCGACGAGCUGGACAAGAUGGUCCACAGCGUCGACGAGAACGCCACCCGCGCCGUCAAGAUGGAGCUCGCGCCCUUUGCUGGCGACCCGCGCCUGCUCGACAGCCUGCGCGACAAGAUGCGCCGCUGGCUCGUCGACAAUACCGUGCGCAACGAGCCCAUGACCCGGGACGCCCUGCAGAGAACCAUAGCGCGGAGGAGGCAGGACGCGCCUGCUGGUGCGCAGGGCUCCGGUGCGAGGGCAAGGCGCCCGUUGCAGGCGACAGUGGAAGAUGAAAUAUAG
This is a messenger RNA of Diaporthe batatas, 1185 nucleotides long. RefSeq lists its product as uncharacterized. The transcript is spliced from 2 exons. The record is from RefSeq and is a predicted model, not a curated record. The coding region runs from base 1 to 1185 and encodes 394 amino acids. Gene Ontology annotation, cellular component: cytoplasm. NCBI's taxonomy places the organism in Eukaryota, Fungi, Ascomycota, Sordariomycetes, Diaporthales, Diaporthaceae. Gene Ontology annotation, biological process: protein refolding.